AAGGAAGAGCAGCUGCCGGGGAGGGGAGGGAGCCCCCCAAACCCUGCGACUCUGCAGAUUCCUCUCGGAGGGAUGCGGCGCCUCUUAGUCGUGAGAGGCCUCUGAAAAUGAUCAUCUACUGGCGGAGGCCGCGCCUGUCCCUGUUUGCUGAGGCUCAUGGGAAAUGUAGUCCGAAGGGAGGGGGCGCUGCCUUCGGAGCAGACGUGUGAUUGGCCAGGGCGGCGUCGCCAGGGCAACGCGCGAGGGGCUGACCGCUGGGUCCGGGGAGAGGCGGGCGGGACCGCGUGGGACCACUUACCCGAAGUGGCCUCGGGUGGCCGAGGUCCCCCGUGGUGGCUCCAAGAAGACUCCCGGCACAACAAUGCCAUCCCCACUGGGCCCCCCGAGUCUGCCCUCUGUGGACCCCGAGGCCACCCUGGAGGAUCCUGAGGCAGCACGCCAGCGCUUCCGGGGCUUCUGCUACCAGGAGGUGGCCGGUCCCCGCGAGGCGCUGGCCCGGCUCCGGGAGCUCUGCCGCCAGUGGCUGCGGCCCGAGGUGCACUCCAAGGAGCAAAUGCUGGAGCUGCUGGUGCUGGAGCAGUUCCUGGGCGCGCUGCCCCCCGAGAUCCAGGCCUGGGUGCGGGGCCAGCAGCCGGGCAGCCCUGAGGAGGCCGCUGUCCUGGUCGAGGGCCUGCAGCAUGACCCUGGGCAGCUGCUGGGCUGGAUUACAGCACAUGUCCUGAAGCAAGCGGUGCUCCCGGCCACACAGAAGGCAGAGGAGUCUGUGGGGAGCUCCCACCCUUCAGGGACAGUGGAGCCCCUAAGGGCAGCCUCUGGGGAGGGGUCCAAGGACGCCCAGAUGGAGGGGAACGCCCAGCUCAGCUGCAGCGUGAAGGAGGAGCCUGAUGGCUACGGGCAGGAGACGGCACCGUCCAGCCCCCCACAUCCAGGCCGGUCCCAUGAGGGGCCCGCUGAACAACAGGAACCGACCUCCGUGCCCUUCCAGCCACCCGGGAUUCAGGAGGAGUGGGGGCUCCUGGACCCGUCACAGAAGGAGGUGUACUGGGACGCGAUGCUGCAGAAGUAUGGCACGGUGGUCUCCCUGGGUGAGGACCCCUCUCCUCCGGGUCCUUGCGCGCACCUUGCCUCCCGGCGCUUCCCAAGCCGCACCCUGGCCACCCGCCGGGGCCCCCACCCCUGUCCCUCAUCUGUGCGAAUCCCUCACGCCCCCGUGCCAGGGCUCGCGCCCGAUGGGCCCCCGACCCCAGCAGGGUUGCCGUGCCCCCUGCCGGAGGCGCGCACUGAACCGGAGCCGGAGGCGCUGAGCACCGGAUCCGAGGGAGCGAGAAGCCUCCGCCCAGGAGGUGAGAGCGAGAGCUCCCGAGAGGGCAGGCCCGGCUGCCCGGAGGCCCCGCCGCCCGCGCGGGGCAAGCCCUACACGUGCGCGCAGUGCGGCCGCACCUUCGACUGGAAGUCGGUGUUCGUCAUCCACCGCCGCGCGCACGCGGGCGGCCCGGGCGCCGAGAAGCAGCCGGUGGGGCCGCCCCGGCGCGCGCUCCCGGGCCCGCGCAGCUACGCCUGCGAGGAGUGCGGCCGCAGCUUCAGCUGGAAGUCGCAGCUGGUCAUCCACCGCAAGGGCCACGCCGGCCAGCGGCGCCACUUCUGCGGCGACUGCGGCCACAGCUUCGACUGGAAGUCCCAGCUGGUCAUCCACCGCAAGAGCCACCGGCCCGAGGCCCCGUGAGCGCUGGAGGGGCAGCCUCGCCGGGGCUCCGGGCCCAGCCCGCCCCUGCUACUCCACUCCGCCGCAGCCUGGAGAGCUGGAGGCCGCCCAGGGCAGAAGUCAGAGUCCCAGGAGGGUGCCCCGUCCCUGCUCAGUCUCCCCCCAAAGCCGCGGCUCCCUCCACUCCUGUCUCGCCCACCCCACCAUUCAGAGAGAGAGGCCUGGGCUCCAGUACACCGCCGCACGGGACCAGCGGCGGCCGGGUGACUUCCAAACGCCUCCUGUGACAUGGUGCCGGCCGGUGCAGAAAGCCCAGGAGAGCACAGCCUGCUUCUGUUUGCAGGCAGGUGGAAGGCUAAAGUCUGCCCACUGUGCAUUUCAGAUUUUUAACAAAUUCCAGUUUUAUCCCGGAGGAGCUUCUGCGUAAGAAUCCUGAGCUCUGGUCUCUGGUGGUCAGAUCAGCAGCCCCUGCCCUUCCUGCCGGCAGCUGGAGCUUCAGAGCUGCCUGCCCACGAGCAGGGUCGGUGUCCGGCUUACCUGUUCCUCGGCCACACACAUCACUCCCUGGCCUUGUCCUUCCAGCUGUCGAGUCCCAGCCUGAACGGACGUGAAGGGAACUUCUUUCCAAGUAUGGAUGGACAAGCAUGGUGUCUGAGAACAGAUGUCACUUAGGCCAUGCAUGCUGGCAGAUCAGUGAAUCACAGCAGGAGGGCGGACGAUCAGCUGCCUGCCGCCCACGGCAGUCCGUCUGUGGGCAUUCAGGACUUUGGCCAGUGUCCUGUAGUACUUUCCUACUGUUGCUCUAACGAACUCGGUGGCUUGAAACAACACAAAACGUACUCUCUUGGGACUCUGAAUUGGGUCUCACUGGGCCCAAUCAAGGUGUCAGCAGGGCUGGUUCCUCCUGAAGGCUCUAAGGGGGGAAUCCACUUUAAGGCUUUUUCUAGCUUGUAGAGGCCGCCGCGUUCCUCGGUGGUGGCCCCUUCCUCCAUCUUCAAAGCCAGCAGUGGAUGGUUAAGUCUUAUGCUGCCUCCCCCUUGUAAGGACCCUCAGGGUUACAUCUACGGCUCCCCUGGUAACCCGUGAUGAUCUCCCCAUCUCAGGGUCACAUCUCAUCCAUGCCCCACCUACACACCUGAUCUCAUCUGCAAAAUCCCUUCUGCAUGUGAGACAACAUUCACAGGUUCCAGGGAUUAGGACAUGGAUGUCUUUGGGGACUGUUAUUCCGCACCCUUCUCUGUCACCUUUCUGCUCUGAAAACAAGGGACAUUUUCGUGGGAGGUGGUUUCAGGGAAACAGGUGCACCCACAGAAGGAGCCCUCUGCAGCCUCAGGCUCAUGCAGGGGUGGCAGGUGGGUGUUGAGCGUGGCUGUGACCAUGGUUACUAGCAGAGGUGGGGUGGACACCUGGGCUGCGUGGGGGGGACCUUGCUGCAGCCUGAAGCUGGGAGGGAGAGGCCUCCAUCUGGAGGACCCGUCUCCUCCAUCCCCAGUCUUCUGAGGACCUUUGACCUGUCGACCACACUCAGGCCUGGGGAAGCAGAGCCAGGCUGGAGAUGGAACUGGGCACUGGUGAUCUUGUUACCGAGUCCAAGCUUGUACUGCUGGCCGCACCACAGGCCAAUAAAUUGAGAGCCGAGUUGUUGAGGCGAGGAAUAAUGACUUCAUUCAGAAAGCCAGCAGACUCGGGACUUCCCUGGUGGCGCAGUGGUAAGAAUCCGCCUGCCAACGCAGGGGACACAGGUUCGAUCCCUGGUCUGGGAAGAUCCCACAUGCCUCGGAGCAACUAAGCCCGUGCGCCACAACUACUGAGCCUGCGCUCUAGAGCCCGAGAGCCACAACUACUGAAGCCCGUGCGCCUAGAGCCCGUGCUCCGCAGCAAGAGAAGCCACCGCAGUAAGAAGCCUGGCGCAACUGGAGAGAAAGCCCGUGUGCAGCAACGAAGACCCAACGCAGCCAAAAAUUAAUUAAUUAAAAAAGAAAGUGCUUUAAAAAAAAUAGAAAGCCAGCAGACCAAGAAGGUGGUGCACUCGUGCCCCAAAGAACCAUCUUGCCUGAGUUAAAAUUCAGGUUUCUUUCAUACUGAAAGGGGAGGGAGUAAAGUCAAACAUUUCCUGGCUCAGGUCAGCCCCGGGAGGGGAUGUGUUCAUUUCUUCUCCCUGCAGUCAUUCACAGGGGGGCCUGGUCAGGAGGUUUCCUGGGAGCUGAACAAAGGUAUUUUAGCUUAAUGCCCAUUAUACCUGGGAGGCAGGGCUCCCAGAAAUGGGCCAUUGUGUAUAUUGAAGCUUAAAGGCAACAUCCCUCCGGUGACUAACUUGUAACAGAAUACAAAGGUGCUUCCCUGUUACAAUCUGGUUGGCAAGCAGGAAGCUUCAACCAUGCCAGGGACACGGCGGAAGAGGACAGCAGGGCCCGAGCGCUCAGGCCAGGCCGAGGGCCCAACGUCGGGACCGCCAGGUGCUGAGGGAGAGCGGUGGGCAAUCUUCUAAUGCAAUUUUCCAUAUUUAAAAGUAGUUUAUGUUCACUUAGAGAAAUCUGAAAUAUACAAGAGGGCAAAGGAGAUCGCAGAAACGACCCCUAAUGCUGCUGUCUUAUUCUCAGUGUUCACCCGCGGGGGUUUGGUCACACAGCUUGUGAAGCUACUGUACGUUGUGAAUCGUGCUCUUCCCACGCAGCUCCCUGUGUUAUUAAAAAUGCCUGGGUGGAAA
This is a messenger RNA of Balaenoptera ricei (Rice's whale), 4409 nucleotides long. RefSeq names its product zinc finger protein 446 (gene ZNF446). The coding region runs from base 362 to 1723 and encodes 453 amino acids. The transcript has 6 exons. The record is from RefSeq and is a predicted model, not a curated record. Lineage: Eukaryota; Metazoa; Chordata; Mammalia; Artiodactyla; Balaenopteridae. Gene Ontology annotation, biological process: regulation of DNA-templated transcription.